AUGUCCUGUCCGGUGUCUGUAGCUGGAGCCAUAGUACAGAGACUUUUGGAACGUGGAUCAAACAGGGGCAUGUGUAAACAGGAGCUGGGACAGGACCCCACGGUGGACCCCACGGUGGACCCCACGGUGUACCCCACGGUGGACCCCACGGUGGACCCCACAGUGGACCCCACAGUGGAGUCCCAAAGAGGCGGAAAGUGA
Molecule: messenger RNA, 201 nt
Organism: Knipowitschia caucasica
Lineage: Eukaryota; Metazoa; Chordata; Actinopteri; Gobiiformes; Gobiidae
Source: the annotation of a GenBank genome assembly